GUCACUUUUCUGAGUUACAAUUAAAUCUUUCUGAUUGCCUAUAGAAGGGGUGUAAAGAAUAGUAUAGAAGCCUGGAGCCCAUGGAGCCACCCUGGAAACAGUGAAGGACCCACCACAAUGCCUUUGCACAUGAAAAUGGAGCUUCAGAGGGCUGCUGGCAGAGCGCUUGGGCCACCACAGGUGCCUCUGACACGAGUGAUGCUGAGCUGGCCACGCCCACCCUGGCUGCAUCCACCCUGGCCACGCCCACCAGUCCUUCCCCCCACCCCCCUGAGGUCAAACACAAUCUUGAUCCGGCCCUCAAUGAAAUCAAGUUUGACAUCCCUGGCCUAUAUUAACCACGGUCUCCUCUUACCAUGUUUUUCUUUCAUCCACCACAUUUUCCCAGGAAGAAAUUUCUGAAACUCAAAAUAUUUAUAUAUUUGAAUAAGAUUUUAAACAAACCACAGCAGGUAUUUCUUUGUGUCAAAAUCUUCUUUUCAGUCAAUCUGACCCCUUUAGUCAAUUUAAAAGCUUUCCAAAAUCAACAUUAUCAUUAUUCUUUUUUUUAAAUUUCCAAAUUAAUUUUUUAAUAUCCAAAUUUUCAAAUUAUAACUAUCGUUAUAGAAAACAUCUGUUAGAAGCACUCUGAGAAAUCCCAAAACUUCUCCUUAAUCUAGAGAGGCAUUUGGGGAGCCAAUCCAUUCAUUGGUUGCACUUUCCACUAUGGCUACUGGUUUCAGUAAAAGUGAAGUUGUCUUCAAUCUGCCAUUGCUGCCCGAGAAAUGCAUCUCAGAAGGCAAUGCUGAGAAGGCGUUGAAGACCGGUUUAUAUCCCUGGGCCUUGGGUCCUAAGAGUGUGAAGGGCUCUAUUUCCUAAUUACGUUAACAUCUAUGGAUUAUAAUAUUUCUCAACUGUGAUAAGCACAACAUAUUCUCUCAGGCUGGCAAUAAAUAAAAAUAAAAAUAAUAUAUAUCUAGAAGUUCAAGCAGAUAAUAGUGCUGAACCAAGCUUAGCUGAUCUUUAAAGGCAAUGCAGGAGAACUCCUAGUUAAAAGCUGGCUGGGGUACCAAGAAACAACAGGGUUGUUAGGAUACAAAUUUGGGGAGCGGCAGGAGCAGAUAAGUUUUACAAUGUUGUCAAUAAAGCCUUGAUACUGGUAGAUGGAUCCAUAAAGUUGUUAGGGGGAAAAUAAAACUGAAGGGGAUUUAUGGAAGAUUUAUAGUAUGCAUCUAGAGCCAUGAUGGCAAACCUAAUGCAUGCAUGCCAGAGCUGGCAUGCAGAGCCCUCUCUGUGGGCACAUGCGCCAUCACCAGCUGCUCUUCUGGUUUCCAGUGCUCCGGCAUGCACGAAGACCAGCUGACUGGAGCACAUGUGUGUGCCGGGAACGCAAAGACUAGGUGGCCAGAAUGCAUGUGCACCCACCUGCUGAUUUUCGGGUUUCUGGUGCUCAGGCAUGUGUGCAUGUGUGCAUGUGCGUUCUGGUUUGGGCACUCAGCGGUGUGCAUGUGCAUUCCAGUUUUGGCAAUCGGUGUCAAAAAGGUUUGCCAUCACUGAUCUAGAGUAACUGAAAGAAUUUUUGAAAAAAAUAGAUAUCUGCUUAUGAGCGAUAUUACUGCUGUGACAGCAACAUGAAAAUGCCUUGGAGUCCAAAGGUUAUGAAUACAAUAUCAAAUAUCAAAUUCUACUUCCUUUUAGUCAACUGUCUAUCUUGAAUGGUAGAAGAGAAAGCAUCGGUGGACUUGAUAGUCUGAACGCUUCUGACAACAGAAGAAACAACUCUUAGAAAAAUAAGUUUGAAAUAUAUACCUGAAGAUGAACAAUUCAAUGAAGUUUGAAGAACAGACAGAAAAAAUUGUGGAAGCCUUGUUUACUACUCAUUGCAUAAAGAAGCCAAGAAGGUUAAAAGCAACUGGUCGAUGCCUGGAGCUCCACUCUGGAUAUGAAGUCCAAGCACAAGGUCCUUCUGCAAGCAAUUUUGAUCCAGUUGUUAUUGCCAAGUCAUUGCAGUCCAUAGGAGAUCAGUACAACGCAGAAAUCGAGCCCCAAGUACAGGCAGUUAUUGCAGAAGAAAGCGGAAAAAGGAUAAAGAAAUUCAAAGAAGAAGCAGGAUUUCUCAGCAGGGAUUGGAUCAGUCAUGUUCCUGGGCUAGAGCCUGAAAGAGCUUUUCUAGCUGUUGCUGUGAAGUUGUUUCAGAAACUUACAGAGAAAACUCAUGGAGAUAGGAGUCUGAUAAACAUACUUACAGAAACAAUCAAUGAAAAUCCUGAAGUGAGAGGCUAUAUUGAAAGGCAAGGUGGUUGGGGUAAUCUUGGUGUCUAAACAGCCCAUAGUUUCUUGGUUUCAAUAUGAAAAAUCCAUCUGCUAUUUUGGAGGAAAUGGAGCUGGAGAGUUGCUUCAAAACUGGAAAUGGAAUUGCAAAUGAAUUGAAAAGGCUAUAUACAAUUUUGUAUGUAUGAAACAAAAUAAAUUUAAUUAAUUUAAAAAGAAACUCAUAAUAACUUGGUUGUCAUUGCAAUUAAAUUGUCAGUCAAUGAAUUUCAUAGAUAAUUCCUGCAGCCACAAUUCCACACAAUACAUUGCACCAAUUUACAGUCCCCUGCUUAAGUAGAUCAUCAGUUCCUUGGUCCUAAUUAUUAAUAUAUUCCUGUUUCAUACAAAGGAAAUGUCUAUAUCUGGGAAGACUGGA
Molecule: messenger RNA, 2668 nt
Organism: Ahaetulla prasina
Lineage: Eukaryota; Metazoa; Chordata; Lepidosauria; Squamata; Colubridae
Gene: BCL2L15
Product: BCL2 like 15
Exons: 5
Coding region: 1795-2301 (168 amino acids)
Biological process (GO): regulation of apoptotic process
Cellular component (GO): cytosol; nucleus
Source: RefSeq, a predicted model, not a curated record